AUGAAGGGAUACGUCAAAGCGUGCUCCCUCGAGGACACGUACUCACACACCCGCUUCCACCUCUCCCUCCGCACCAUCUCGUCCCCCGCAGUCUAUCAUCGCCUCUUGCUCUUCCGCAUCAACAAACCCGAUGUCGACAAGGACGAAGCUCAGGACGGCGACAACGCUGAGACCAGCGAUGAUGCUGAUGGUCUGCCGCCUGCCAGCUCGUCAAACCGCAGCGCUCCCGAGCUCUACUGUAUGGAGGAGAAGUGCCCCCACCUGGGCGCGCCGCUGAGCCAUGCCGUUCUCGAGGUGGACGAUAUCGAGGACACGCGGGCUGUUGUGUGUCCCUGGCACCAGUAUGACUUUGACCUUCGCGACGGCUCCAGUUCUACUGGAGCACAAACGUGCACGUACAAAGUGCGGAUAGAGGGGUCUGGCAAGGACGCAGAAGUCUGGGUGGAGGCACCGCACGUCGAAGGCGGACACGACUGGGAGGCGCUCGAGUUCCGCGCCGUCAGCGAAGACUUUGCGGACCCUCCAUCGCUCUCGCUUGCUGGAUUGUCGGUCGGGGACGACGUGGCGGAUGAGACUGCACACACUCAACACGCCAGUGCAACUCCGGCCGAUGCCGCGCUCCCCAACGAUCUCCCAGACUCGCUUCUCGGCUUUGCGCAUCUCGUUCUCGCCACUGCUGAGCCUAUGGCCAAGUGUGCGCUCACACGCGAGGCCGUUUCGCGCAUGCGUGCCGGAAAGCUCCGCUCCAUCCGUCCUAACAAGUCGGAAAUCCGCAAGGCGAGGGAGAACGGCGGCCUGCUCGAUGAACCACCACGGCUUCAGAGCUCUGUCCCUGCUGGGCAAACUGCCAAACGCGGAAAGGGAGGAUCCGAAAAGUCGCGUAUUAUGAUGCUUCACGCACUGGCCAACAUCGAGCAAUACGCGAUAGACCUCGCGUGGGACAUUAUCGCGCGUUUCGCCGAUGCUGAAGUCGAGGGCGAGCGCCUUCCUGUCGACUUCUUCCUCGACUGGGCCAAGGUCGCUGAAGACGAGGCCAAGCACUUCUCCCUGCUCAACAAGAGGCUAAUUGAGAUGGGGUCAUACUUUGGAGCCCAGUCCGUCCACGCUGGACUGUGGGAGUCUGCCAUGGACACUGCCGAUUCGCUGCUGUCUCGCAUCGCGAUCAUUCAUCUGGUCGCCGAGGCGCGCGGUGUCGACAUGAACCCGCUCACGCUGGCCAAACUGCAGGCUGCUGGAGACGCCGAGUCGUCACGCGUGCUGGAAAUUAUUCACGCCGAUGAGAUUACUCAUGUCACGACUGGUCACCGCUGGUUUUCAUACAUCUGUGCGCGCCAAGGAUUGGAGCCUGUGCAGCAAUUUCGCCUCGAGGUCUCGAACAAUUUCCAUGGCGAUCUCAAGGGGCCGUUCAACAUUACCGACCGGGCGAGAGCAGGCCUCACACAAGAAUUCUACACCGACCUGCGUGGACACCAUCGUCGCAGACAAGAGGUGUACGGCAACGGUACUGGCAGUGGUGGCGAUGCCAAUAUGCACCCGCGCCUCACUUGA
Messenger RNA from Apiotrichum porosum, 1548 nucleotides. RefSeq lists its product as uncharacterized. The record is from RefSeq and is a predicted model, not a curated record. Bases 1 to 1548 code for a protein of 515 amino acids. Gene Ontology annotation, molecular function: 2 iron, 2 sulfur cluster binding. The transcript is spliced from 13 exons. Lineage: Eukaryota; Fungi; Basidiomycota; Tremellomycetes; Trichosporonales; Trichosporonaceae.